AGCUGCUCAAGCGUUAUGACUUCGUCGUGGCUUGUCGAGCUCUCGGAGGAGAUUCUGGAGGUGUUGGAGCGCGCGUUAGACGUGGAAUCAUUGGUACUGCUCUCUACUACGUGUCACUCGCUGCUGAAGACGCUACAGGUUCUCAUUGAGGCGCGAUGUAAGCGUGAGUGCUUCACCACGUAUCUAUAUCCGACAGUGGCGUCCUACCGCAUGCAAGCAGCAGUUCCAACCACUUGGAGAGAAUUAUAUGCAGCCUUUAGCCUCAAGGAGCUGAGAUGGGAGGCGUAUAGAAGUGAAGGGACAUCGUCAUCACUACGGGCAUUAAAAUCCGACAAUCAGGAGUACGAGACCGACAUGAGCGCCACUUUCUUGCUUCGGAGUGGAGGCCACUACUGGUUCAGUGUAUUGCAAGCCACAAUUUCCGAUGUAACGCUGGGUGAAGUCGGCAAGAAAAGUGUUGAUGCUGACACGAAGCCCAAGCGACCAGAUUCCUUGCCAUUUUUGCAGUCUCCACAACAGAUUACGAUGGAUAAAUGGGAGAAGAUCCGAGCAGUGGGCAAAGGGCCAUGUCCUCGACGAAAUCACUCGAUGACUUGCAUGCCGAACGCAUUGUGUGCUCGGGAACUCUUAGUAAAGUCAAAUGCGGAGGAAGAAGAGGAAUUUGUGAAUGUUCGACGAAUUAUCUUCUUUGGCGGACAGUCAGAAGGGAUCCCGUUUGAGGCCUUCGAUUAUCGCUGGUCAACGCCGUGCACCCCCAGUACACCAACUGGUCGGUCACUACACGACGUAUAUCGCGUCUCAGAAAGCGAAGUGAUCGUCUAUGGAGGACGUCAAAUUCGGCAGUCAAAUGGUCUACUAGAUGUGCACAAGUUGCAAGUCACCGGAGAAGUUGACGAUUUGGGUGAUACUCAAUACUCGAUCGAGUGGUCAGAGCCAAAGUUAUUCGGCUCGCUGCCGUGCGCACGACGAGGGCACAGUACGAACACAAUCGGCCCAAAUCUGCUUCUUUUCGGAGGCCAAGACGAGUCAACUGGCCAGUUAAAGAACGAGAUUCGGGUGCUCAACAUUCCGCGUCAGAGGUGGAAGCGCUUCGACGUGCCUGGUGAUGCACCGUGUCCUCGGCGUGGCUUCAAAAAUCAGUUUUUCGGCACAACUCUCGUUAUCUCAAGUGGCUUUUUGUUGGAUUCCGUUAUCAGAUCCAAAUUCUCCAAAGAUCCAAAGCGUCAAAAACUCAUGGCUACCAAGCAGCUCUACAGGUUGUCGCCUGCGCUGAGCAACAUGCUGGGGAAGAGCGAGCUCACGCGCCCGGCCGCCAUAAAAGAAUUUUGGGCUUACGUGAAGAAACAUGAGCUGCAAGACCCGAAAGACGGAAGAAUGAUCCACCCCAAUGCAGAGAUGAUGAACGUUUUCAAAGUUGAGGAAAUCAAGUUCACGCAGGUCAUGGGACUGGUCUCCAAGCACUUGGAGAAGGCAGACGAGUAAUCGAAGCACGACUGAGAAGAUUCUCAGCUUUGAGCUAUUUUUUUCGUAGUUUGUCAAAAUUAAAAAAAAACAGAUUUAAUUUGUUUUGGCCCCGAA
Molecule: messenger RNA, 1578 nt
Organism: Phytophthora infestans T30-4
Lineage: Eukaryota; Oomycota; Peronosporomycetes; Peronosporales; Peronosporaceae
Exons: 6
Coding region: 355-1482 (375 amino acids)
Cellular component (GO): nucleus
Molecular function (GO): protein binding
Source: RefSeq, a predicted model, not a curated record